Molecule: messenger RNA, 8538 nt
Organism: Nymphalis io (European peacock)
Lineage: Eukaryota; Metazoa; Arthropoda; Insecta; Lepidoptera; Nymphalidae
Gene: Wnk
Product: serine/threonine-protein kinase WNK1-like
Exons: 33
Coding region: 630-8318 (2562 amino acids)
Biological process (GO): positive regulation of potassium ion import across plasma membrane; negative regulation of sodium ion transport; positive regulation of sodium ion transmembrane transporter activity
Cellular component (GO): cytoplasm
Molecular function (GO): potassium channel inhibitor activity; protein serine/threonine kinase activity; chloride channel inhibitor activity
Source: RefSeq, a predicted model, not a curated record
AGAAAUUUGAUGUGGAUCAGACGUAAUAUCUGCAAACUUUCUGUCGUGUUUUCUCGGUUUGCAUAUCUUGUUGCCGGCACCUAGUUUUAGUUAAUUGUGUGUCAUAAGCUCAGUGUUUUGUUAUUACAUUCGCGACGAAAGUAGAGUGUUGACUUCCUGGUAUUAUCGAAAUAAUUAUGUCCCUGGAGAUAUGUCAAGUGCGAAAAGAUAACAUCAUAAAAUAUACCAAUCCUGCAAUAACUUUCCAAAUUUCCCUCAAGACUGUUUAUAUUUUAGAAUAAAUAUAUAUUUUGGUUAGUUUAGGGUAUGAGCGAUAGCUAGUGAAGGAUGCCAAUAUUGCGAGAGAGAAAAAAAGACGGAAUUAGUUAUUUAUUUAUUUUAUAUUAAUUAUAAAAUAGCUUAAUCAAUUGUAAUCAUAUUCCUAGUUAUUCAUUAUAUCCUAUAUCACUAUAUAAAAUUAUUGUAAAUGAAAUGAAUUUAUUAACGAAAUACUGAGAUUGUGAUGAAUUUGGUGAUUAUUUAUUUAUUCAAUUAUUUUAUCAUUCGUUAGUUAUUAAUUAAUGAGAUUAAAGUAAUCACAAUGAAUAUUGAGUGCGCUCAUUUUUGAUAUUGUGACUUGAUGGAGCAAUAUGGACAAUAUGGCGUCCAACGUGUCUUUACGCAGCAACAAGCAGAGAAAAGACAACCUUAUCACCAGGAAACAGGACAAGAGCCCCGAGAAGACCAUCAGAGGAACGAGGGGUGCGUACCGUGGCAUACCAUCGACUUCGAAGCGUGAUGAAGAAACGGAGACAGGUUCUACGGAGCGAUUGGAUAGGCCAAAGAAGUUUAUAUCACAGAAUAAAAGCAAUUAUGGUCUGGGAAAGAGGCCUGAUUUCUCCUUGAAGAACAGGAACGUGCAUUUGGCAUCCUCACGAUAUGGACAGAUGACAUCUGGCCUUCAUCAUCAAAUACCACAGCCGUCUCACCAUCUAGAGCCUACCGUUCUUCCCGCCAAAGAAAAGACCGUGCAUGGCAAAGAAAAAACAUUUAAGGUGGUGGUGGGGGGCGAGGUGGGCGUGAUGAAGACGCCGGUGCUGGGCCCCCGGCCCUACAACGCGCUGGCCAUCAUCCACACCCAGCAGAGCAACACGUUCGAUAUGCUCAACUCGCUCACCACCAGUGUGGCUAGUCAACCUGUAGUGGGUGUGGGCGUUGGAGGAUAUCGAAGGCGUAGUUCCGGCCAGGGCACCAUAUGCGAUCCCGAACUAGACGAUAGCGGCAACAAGCUGGUGGCGAGGCUCGAAGACGACGCUUUCAUCUCUGAGCAGGAUUUGGAAGAGAAUAUCGAGAUAGCCGCGGCCACGGAGAAGGGCGCUCCGAUCAUCCCGCACCCGCCCGCCGACGCCAGCGGACAGGAGCAGCCGCAGGAGCCGCAGAAUGGGUUGGUGUACGAUCCUAUCUACGAGCUGAACAAGCUGGACGAUAAAGACAAAGAGAAGGAGGAGGACGAGGAGGAGCCGAUCGGCGUGUCUCCUUGUGGCAGGUUCUUCAAGUACGACAAAGAGGUGGGUCGCGGCUCGUUCAAGACGGUGUACCACGGCCUCGACACGCAGACCGGCGUCGCCGUUGCCUGGUGCGAGCUGCUGGAGAAAAAACUGAACAAAACGGAACGUCUCCGAUUUCGCGAAGAGGCCGACAUGCUCAAGAAGUUGCAGCACCCGAACAUCGUCCGCUUUUAUAACUACUGGGAGGGCACCGUUGCUAAGAAAAAGAAUAUAGUUCUAAUCACCGAGCUCAUGGUCUCCGGGACGCUCAAGACAUAUCUCCGACGCUUCAAACGAAUCAAUCCCAAAGUUCUCAAGUCAUGGUGCCGGCAGAUACUGAAGGGACUCAACUUCUUACAUUCGAGAACACCGCCUAUUAUACAUAGAGAUCUGAAAUGCGACAACAUUUUCAUAACGGGAACAACCGGCAGCGUUAAGAUCGGUGACCUCGGCCUCGCUACACUUAAAAACAGGAGUUUCGCCAAGUCUGUUAUUGGUACGCCCGAGUUCAUGGCGCCGGAGAUGUACGAGGAGCACUACGACGAGUCCGUGGACGUGUACGCGUUUGGCAUGUGCAUGUUGGAGAUGGCGACCGGCGAGUACCCCUACAGCGAGUGCAGCGGACCCGCGCAGAUAUACAAGAAAGUGGUCUCGGGUGUUAAACCUCAGAGUUUGGAGAAAGUCACAAUACCGGAAGUGAAGGACAUCAUCGAGUCGUGUAUUAGACCUAACAAAGCCGACAGGCCCAAAGUGAAAGAUCUCCUUAACCACGAGUUCUUCGGCGAGGACAUCGGACUCCGGCUGGAGAUCGUGGGGCGAGACCUCGUCACAUCAUCAGACAUCACCAAGAUACAGUUCCGGCUAAAGAUCAUCGAUCCAAAGAAACGGUCGUACACGCACAAGGAGAACGAAGCGAUCCAGUUCGAGUUCGACAUGCAGCACGACGACUGCGAGGAGGUCGCCAAGGACAUGGCCAAGGCCGGCCUCAUCAUGGAGGAGGACGCCAGGAUUGUCUUCAAACUGCUCAAGUCGCAGCUCAUCAGUCUCAACCGCGAGAGGAGUGAGAAGAAAGCUCAGAUGCUGUUCAACCAGGAGUUGAUUAAUGAACAGAAUAUGCAACAGCAAUUACUUUUGGAGCAGCAGUUGAGACAGGUUAAAAUGAUCCAGAACCAACAACAAUCUGGUCCAGUCGAUCAAGUGAAGGCUGGCCUGCUGAACGGUGUUGGCUCACAGCCUACUCUGGCAUCCGUACAGCUAGAUCAACAAUCUCAACUGCUGCAGGCUCAGCAACAGCUCCUACAACAUCAGUUUCAGCAGCAUCUUAAUAAUGAAGAGAAAGCCAUGAAAUUGUUUCAGCAUAAUCUUAUGCAGGCACGCAUGUCACCUUCUCUCACGGGCGACCAGCAAAUCUUGCAGCAGCAGCAGAUUCUUCAGCAGCAGCAGUUUCUUGAACAAAAUCUCAAACAGCAGGUGAUGAUGGAACAGAAUCUCCUUAAUCAGCAGAUGUUAGAGCAAACGGUAACCAACCAAGUGUUGAUGGAACAACAGGCCCAGCAAGCUCUUUUCGAACCGCAGCAAAAUCAACUACAACCAAAUUUAUUAAAUCAACAGUUAGUAGCAAAUGAAAUUAACAAUCAAAAUCAAGCGUUGCAGCAGCAAAUAAUACAGCAGCAACAAAAUAUUAUCGCUCAUCAGGCAGCGGCGAUUCAGCAAAAACAGUUGGAGGAGCAAUUGACGGCCCAGGAAAAUAUAAUUACUGGACCUCAAACGAAUCUCGUUUCAAAUCAAGUAUUAGACCCAUCUUUACAAAACUUACAAAAUAUUUUAGCCCAAAUUAUACACAGGCCGGACAAUUUGCAGUCAAGAAAAGAUUCCGAGUCAGAACAAAUGCAACAACAACUUUUACAGCAGCAGCAGGCACAACAACAACUACAGCAACAACAACAACAGCACCAACAGCAACAACAACAGCAACAUCAGCAGCAGCAGCAGCAACAACAACAGCAGCAGCAGCAGCAACAGCAACAGCAACAACAACAGCAACAGCAACAACAUCCACAGCAAAUACAACAACAAAUUAUUAAUCAACAAGCUGAAAACGAACUUCAAAAAAAUGCUCUGCAAGAGCAGGAAUCCAUGCAACAGCAACAAAAUGUAAUGAAUGUGCAAGUACAACAAUCAGCUGGUCAAAGUAUGAACUUUCAACAAACUCAGCAGUUUAUGCAUCCAAACUUAUUAACGGCUGUAGAUCCUACUAUUUUUGCGCAACAACAACAAGUAGCACAAGCGCAGCAUCAAGUAGCUCAAGCUCAACAACAACUAAAUAUGCAAAAACAAAUGUUAGCACAGCAGCAGCUUGUACUUCAGCAACAGUUAAUAACUCACCAGCAGAUGCAAUUGCCAGGACAAACAUUGUCCCCACAGCAUAUACGAAACUUGCAACAACAACAAUAUUUAGCUCAACAGGAGUUACAAUUGCAAACACAACAGAAUAUAAUUGAUCAGCAAAAUUUAGCGUUGUUGACACAAAAACAGCAACUAAUGGGGCAGCAGCAGCAAAAGGUAGAGGAGAUAUUACGAGCACAGAGACCAAUAUACACCCGCCAAGGAUCAGAGCAAAGCCAAAUAAGCACAACGGAGGUUCACGAUCAUCAGCAACCAGUAGUUUCCGAUCAAUAUCAACAGCAAAAACCACUUCUACAACCGCAGAUGUCGAUGGAUCAAAUGUAUCAGAAUCAACAAUAUGUAGAAAAACAGUUACAAAAGCAACCGUCCGAAGAGCAACCCUACCAUCCCCAAGUGCAACCAAUGCAGGGCCAAUCGCUUCCUCAUAACAUGAUGGUGCAAAAUUUCAGCCUAAUGCAGCAAAACGAAAGGCAGAUAUCUAGUCAUGAAGGCACACCUGUGCAAAAUUUUACUGCCAAUCCUCUGCAAAUGUACCAACAGAGUCAGCCUGUGCAAACUAUGCCGAACAUUGCGUACAAAUCCGUGGAAACGUCCAUACCGUCUACAGUUCCUACAACAUUACCUCAAAAUCCUCCUGUGACUCAGUAUCAGCAGGUGGAUACCGUACCGGCGUCGAAUCCUACUUCGAUACCUUCGUCAAUUCCAGCCGCUGUGCCUACCCAGGUUCCUCAAGAAGUCAAAUCUCAAAAUCAAGUCCCCGAUACAGUGCCUCAGCAACUAAACAUUCAAGCCGAAGAAGCUUUUGUGCCUAAUGGUUGUCAUAAAGAGCAGUUCCACACUCCGAUGACAGAGUUCCCUACUGGUGCGACACAUGUUGAUGCAAUACGGCAGCCGGAACUUAAUUCCGUGGAAGAAAAACAAGCGGAAACUCAACAACAGGAUGGCACAGCAGUACCGUCUCCCAUAACGAGCGAAAAGAAAAGUCGUGGUUCCAAGAAGCGUUCUCGAGAGAAAGAAAAGUUUCCGCGUCUCACGUUACUGACGAUAAGCGACGACAACACUGUGGUCGAGUGCCUGCUCGAGUCCAAGUCGAAGACCGUAACUUUCAAGUUCCACGUGCCGGAUGUCAACCCUGAAGAACUAGCCAAUAAUCUUGUGGCGAACAACUUGCUGCCGUCGUGGCAGAGCGGCGCCUUCACCGAGCUCAUCGGCGACAUCGUGCGCGAGCUGCGCGAGCCGGCCACGGCGCGCGCGCCCGGCCGCCUGCGCCUGCACGUCGACAAGACGGAUUACGACUCCGAGACCACCGAGCGCGACGAAAAUUUGACAGAUUCGAACCAGGACAACUCCGAGUGCACCACGCCCACCGCGUCGCAGGACAGCAUCGCGCUGGCCGAGCUGGCGGACGAGGCCGAGCCGCCCCCGCCGGUCGCCGGCCUGCCGCCCGCCGCGCCGCCCGCCGGGCCCCCUGCGGGCCCCCCCGCCUGCCUGCCGACCGUCGACACGCUGGCGCGCAAGAUCAGCACCGCCUCUUCUAUAGGUUCUAAUCAGUCGGAUGGAGGAUCGAUAGCGGAUCGGUCCGGUAGUACCGAAUCGAACGGCGAGAAGAAAUCCCAAAAACCCACUCGAAAGAUUUCGAGAUUUCUAGUCAGUCCCGUCGUAGAUCGCGGCGAGGACGUUCCGGAGGAGAAAGUCGACCGGACGUCAGCCGAGUCGGAUAAACCGGCAGAGGUUCCGAAGGUAGCCGAAAUCACCAAAGAACAGCCCCGCGAGCCACUAGUGAACGGUCUUCCAGAACCGGAGCCGGCACCGACGUCUGUUUCGCAACCGGUGCCCGUUCCACAAUCGGAAGCCGUACCUGUCACACAACCGGAACCGCUCGCACCGGUAGCGACGCAAAUGACUCAAGCCAUUCCUUCUGAUAAAUUUGUUCCUACGCAUCAGUACCCACUCCCGACGCAACUGUCGCACGCGCCACAGACCGUCACCGACCACCGGCCGGUGGACAGGAAGCAGGUCCUGAGCGAGUCGACGAGCGGGCCGAUUACGCAGACGGCCGUGCAACCGAUUGUCACGUCUACGCAUCUUCAGUCGACGAUGACGCAAAAUUUUCCAUUUCAAACAACGAUUAAUUCUAACUUAUUUAAUGGAACUUUACAACCAAAUCUUACAAACUUAACGACGCCAUUACAAAUAGCAACAGAUACUCCGCUACUCGGUCUGAGCCAAGUCGGGACACCUAUGGGGGUGAGUGGAGAGUUGGGCCUGAAUAUAGGCCUGGGGCAAGUAGCAACGGGGCUCACUGAUCCGAUGGGGCUCAGUAGGCUGCAGCUGACGCAACCCUCACUGACCCCCACUCCGGGGGUUACAGACUCGCUUGCGAAUGCAGAAAAUAUUCAGAGGAUGUUGCUCAAGCAGAAUAUAAUAAACCAACAGCAGAAUCUCUCGGGGCCUAACCUACUGGGUCUUCUCAACCAGCAGCAGUACCCCCAACCGGAGCUUUCGCUGCACAACAACCUGCUGACUAACACGCAACCUGGGCCCAUGUGUCGCCUGCCGUACGCUCCGCCGCGCUACUACCAGCCCAUGCUGGCCACUGCUAACGAACUCAUAGUCCAGCAGCAAGCCUUACAAAACUCGGGUCAGCUUAACCAGCCGAUGUCGCAGCUGAGCCUGGGCUUGGGUCUGGGCGCUCCUCUCCAGCCUGCUCUGGCGCAGAACCUCGGCCUGCAACAGAACAUAGGUCUCGCCUCGCAGAACCUCGCACUCAAUCAGAACAUUAUGGGACAGAAUCUUGGACAGAAUUUAGGUCUAGCCGGUCAAAAUCUAGGUUUAAGCGGUCAGAAUCUCAUGGGUGGUCAGAACCUCGGACUCGGCGGUCAGGGGCUGGGCCUGGGCGGCCAGAACCUGUCGCUGAUGGGGCAGAACCUCGGGCACCUCGUGGCGCAGCGGGCCGUGCACAGCGCACUCGCGCGCAGAGCCGCCGACAUCGACAUCGGCAUGACGAAUGUGAACUCGACGGGCUCGUCGCAGCCGAGCACGCCAAACAAGAGUCAGUCCUACAGCGAGUACAUGCUCACUCUGCAGAACAAACUCGCCUCUAUCUCGAACAGCGGUCCAGUUUCUCCACAAUCUCCUCUAGAAUACAGUCCUGCGUUAUCGCCGACGCAUAAACAAAUGCACUCAGUUCCUGGACAUAAGCGAAAUGCAGGCGAAGGCGGCACAGAGGGCGGCGCCGAGGGCGCGGAGGGCGCGGAGGGCGCGGAGGGCGGCGAGGCGGGCGGCUCGCACGCCGAGCGCCUGGCGCACCUCGACCACGAGCUCAGCAAGAUCAGCCUGCACUACAAGCACGCGCAGCCCAAGGACGCGUACAGCGAGCACGGGCCGGAUAUCAACGACGCCGCCGUUAACAACUAUCAUGAAGGCCAGGUACACACUAGGCAGUUUGUGACACUAGCGGUCCGUUCCGUGUCCGCAGAGCGCGCGCCGGCUCGCUUCCAGCUGUCGCGCGCCGCCGCGCUGCGCGGGUACGCGCUGUGCCGCCUGCUGCCCGCCGACGGCGCGCACGGCAAAGAUAAACUGGAGCUGUCUCAGAGUCAAUUCGUGGGAGAGGGAGCGCUGGACGAGCUGUCGUGCGACAACACGUCGCUGUGCGAGGAUGCGGGCGAGGCGUCGGCCGACGCGGACGCGGACGCGGGGGCGGACACGGACGCGGACGCGGACACGGACGUCGACUGCGACACCUACGUGCUGACCGACCGCACGCGCGCGCGCCGCUACGUGCUGGACGACGCGCUGGCCGAGCGCCGACACGUCAUCCUGGACCCCGCGCCGCUGAGCGACUCGAGGCCGAGUCCCGGCGAGGCAGUCGAGACGACCGAAGCCGGCGAGUUCGAACGCAGCUACCUGAUUCUGGACACGCUACGGGAUAUGACCUGCACGGUCAUCGACCGCACAUUGGCACUAGAAGACGACGCCUGCUUCGCACGCUUUACGGAGAGAAGAUAUCGCGACGAGGCGCCGGUCAGCGCGGGACUCUCCGUGAGCGAAGAGUUCGCGCGCUGGCGAAGCGCCGCGCCCCCCGAGCCCCCGCCAGCGCUCCCCGGGGCCCCCGCGCCUGCCGGGGCCCCCGCCGCGCGUCGCCGGCUGCUUCGAGACGUGCCCGCCGCCGACCUGAUGGCCGACCUCUACGUCGACGACGCGCUCACCGACAGAGGUACUAGCGGACCUGCCAUUUUUAAAUGUUACUUUAUAAAUGCGAUGGCAUAUUUCGUGGUGCUUGUAUGGAACAUUCGAUUAUGUAUGGGUAAGCGAACAAAUGUCGCACCUGAUGGUAAGCCACCACUGAUGUCACCACUGAUGUCACCACUGAUGUCACCACAUUGACGAAUGUUCUGUAUUAGUAGAUAUUGCCGACUUUGACAAACCAUUGUUAUUACUGUUUAAUAAAUUAUUAUUGUUUUUCAUUAUAUACCGGAACAAAUAAAUACUAUACGUAUUGAUCAAUAGCAAAAACGAUUAUGUGAAGGUUACACGUAAACACCUUUUGAUAUUAAAGAUCUUUACACACAAUAUAUAAAAGUAAAGUCGGUAUUGUACGUAGCGG